AUGUGGAGGAAGUUUAGUCGAGCAUUUUGCUCCAAAGUGGGGGGCGAGUCCGUACAUAUCAACGUUCCCAAAUCUCCUUCUAUCAAGCAGUUGCAGGAGCUUAAUGGAUCUCAUUCUCGGUCCCAAGCGUUCCCAAAUCCUCGGCAGUUGAAAUCGCACCUUGACAAAUUUAUUAUCGGUCAAGAUCACUGCAAGAAAGUGUUAUCUGUCUCGGUCUACAAUCAUUAUAUCCGCAUCAGCGAUGCACACGAGCACUCUCAGACGCUUCUAGGUGCGCCAGUUCUCUACCAACAAAAAGAUCAGCCCAUCACCCUGGAGAAAUCCAACAUACUAUUGCUUGGCCCGUCCGGGUCGGGCAAAACGCUAGCUGCCAGAACCCUUGCCGAGGUACUCAAUGUGCCUCUUGUAAUUCAGGAUUGCACGUCAAUGACCCAAGCAGGGUAUGUGGGGGAAGAUGUGGAGAGUUGUGUUACGAAGCUUUUGGCAAAGGCAGGCUACGACGUGGGUCUUUGUCAGCGAGGAAUCAUUGUACUGGACGAAAUCGACAAAUUGGCAAAGCCGCAAGUAUUUUCCGGUACGAAGGACAUUGGUGGCGAGGGAGUACAGCAGGCCUUGUUGAAGCUCAUAGAGGGCACGAAUGUAUCUGUCACUGCGAAAAAGGGCGGUAAUCUGGCGGAAUCUGGCAUGGACGGGGCUGGCGAGUCAUACACCGUGGACACUUCCACCAUACUAUUCAUUGGAAUGGGAGCAUUCUCUGGAUUGGACAAGAUCGUCAAAACAAGACUGGGCCGGAAACGCGCAAAAGACGUGCUAUCGCAGGUCGAGCCCGUUGAUCUAGAGCAGUUUGGGCUCAUUCCAGAGCUAAUAGGAAGAGUUCCUGUAAUUUCUGUUUUGAACCAAUUGACUGUCCAAGAUCUCGAGCGAAUUCUGACAGAGCCGUACAACUCGAUCGUACGUCAGUACGAGUACUCGUUUGCCAAAAGCGGUGUUCGUCUGGCUAUCACCAAACCUGCUAUUAAGAGGAUUGCAGAGACCGCAUUGAAGAACGGGACCGGCGCUCGUGGACUACGCGGCAUGCUGGAGAAGGUGCUACUCACCGCAAACUACGAGUGUCCGGAAAGUGGCAUUACCUUUGUGCUCGUAGAUGAAGAGGUCAUGGAUAUGGAUGAAUUUGCUCCCAAAUAUUUCUCGCGGGGGGAUAUAUUUCGCUUUCUGGAGGCAGUGGGGAAAGAGGACCAAGACCUAAGAUCGACUGUGGGGGGAGAAUACGGGAUACCAAAUUUUAGUACCUGA
Molecule: messenger RNA, 1293 nt
Organism: Ogataea philodendri
Lineage: Eukaryota; Fungi; Ascomycota; Pichiomycetes; Pichiales; Pichiaceae
Exons: 1
Coding region: 1-1293 (430 amino acids)
Biological process (GO): proteolysis; protein catabolic process
Cellular component (GO): mitochondrial matrix
Molecular function (GO): ATP binding; ATP hydrolysis activity
Source: RefSeq, a predicted model, not a curated record